CGCUCGGUACUGAGGCCAAAUCCCCGCUCGCUCACGAACUCCAUUUGCAGUCUAGUAGUAGAGAAACCCAGAGCUCGGUUCUCUACUCCGACGGUCCGCACGGUUAAAGCUUCGAACAGACGCUGAACCGUACUGUGGGCAGCGGCGGUGGUCUCUCGGUGACACAGAGCUUCGGAGAGGAUAGAAUGGCGGAUUCGAGCAGCUCCGCAGCAGUCGGGGGCGCAGGCUCCAACAGCGCUGCCGCUGCUGGGGUGGAGGGAGCUCCUGGAGCUGCGGGAACCAAGGCCGGGUCCGAGUCAGUCAAGGGCCAGAUAUUUGACGUAGGCCCCCGCUAUACAAAUCUGUCUUACAUCGGGGAAGGGGCGUACGGAAUGGUGUGCUCUGCCAUGGACAACGUGACCAGCCAGCGUGUGGCAAUCAAGAAGAUCAGCCCCUUUGAGCACCAGACGUACUGCCAACGCACACUGAGGGAGAUCAAGAUCCUGCUGCGUUUCAACCAUGAGAACAUCAUCGGCAUCAACGACAUCCUCAGGGCACGGCAUAUUGACAACAUGAGAGAUGUCUACAUCGUGCAGACCCUGAUGGAGACGGACCUGUACAAGCUGCUGAAGAGCCAGAGGCUGAGCAACGACCACGUCUGCUACUUCCUGUACCAGAUCCUGCGAGGCCUCAAGUACAUCCACUCUGCCAACGUGUUGCACCGUGACCUCAAACCCUCCAACCUGCUCAUCAACACCACCUGUGACCUCAAGAUCUGCGACUUUGGCCUGGCACGGAUAGCCGACCCUGAGCAUGACCACACAGGUUUCUUGACAGAGUAUGUAGCCACUCGUUGGUACAGGGCUCCAGAAAUCAUGCUCAACUCAAAGGGCUACUCCAAGUCUAUUGACAUCUGGUCAGUGGGCUGCAUCCUGGCUGAGAUGUUGUCCAACAAGCCCAUCUUUCCUGGGAAACAUUACUUGGACCAACUGAACCACAUACUGAGUGUCCUCGGCUCUCCAUGUCAAGAAGAUCUGAACUGCAUCAUCAACACAAAGGCCAGGAACUAUCUGCAGUCCCUGCCUCCAAAAGCCAAGGUCCCCUGGGAAACCCUCUUCUUCAAGUCAGAUCCCAAAGCCUUAGACCUGCUGGGUCGCAUGCUGACCUUUAACCCCAUCAAGCGAAUCAGUGUUGAGGAGGCUCUGGCUCAUCCGUACCUGGAACAGUACUACGACCCCACGGAUGAGCCUGUAGCAGAGGAACCCUUCACUUUCUCCAUGGAGCUUGACGACCUUCCCAAGGAGAGGCUGAAGGAACUGAUCUUUGAGGAAACAGCUCGUUUCCAGCACACUUACCAGGGUUCCUGAGACACACAGCCCUGAAUUUCAAUAAAGCCAUGCAGAGGCUUGGAACAAGACGACUCCAAACGACACGCUAAAAACGCAACGAAACAACAAUCUUCGAUAACUCUUCAAAAAUGAGAAAACGCAAAAUAUGAACAUUUAACUGCUUAUCUUUCCAUUUCUACUGCAAGAGAGAGAAAGGUCUAAAUUUGAUUUCUGUGGUGAGGCUUUUGGAGUCUGUCGUACUCGCAUUCCUUCCUCCUCCUCCUCCUCCUUCUGCUCUUCUUCUCCUCACCGCAGUCUUAAUAUGUUUGGUUGUUUACCAGUCACAUGACCUCCUUCUCCCUGUUGCUCCUUCUCCCUCUCUGCUGCGGCUGUCGCUCAUCUGUCUUUCCUCCUUGACGCUCCUCCUCAUAUAAUCACAAACUACUGUAUUAACCAACACCGUAACUCUCUCCUCUUGGCUCUGUGUAAAUUACAACCUGAACAACAAAUUGCGAGGGCUGAAAGAUCAGAGAUGCUAAUCGGGUGUGAGUGUAUGUACAUACAAAAACAGUUGGGUUUUUUUUUCUUUCAUUUUAAGUGUGCUUGUCACCGUUUUCCGUUGGUAAAUUGUUGUUUGAGUGUUUUCAGAUCAGUUCAUAGUUGUAUUUGUACGUAUGUUCUUUGGGAUUUCUAUUUGCAAGUCACUUCUGAACACUUACUUUUGAGACGGUGUUUUUAUUGGCAUGUUGGCAGGUUUAUAGAUUUGUUUGUCGUUGCUCUCUUUGUCAAGUUUUUUUUUUUUUUCUUCAAAAAAAAAAAUACAAAUUGUGUAUGAAAUUUAUAUGAAUGCAUGCAUUCUGGAAAUUUACCAAAGUGGCAGAGAAAUGUGAGAAACUGGGCUUGGGAGCAGCUAACGAUUAGCUUUUUUUUUUUUCUUUGUUUUUUUUUUAUCUUCAAUUUCUUUCUACAUUUCCUCAAGGGCAAAAUGAGAGAUGUUUUUCUGGUCCCAAAAUGAUUGGGAUAAAUCAGGUGGAAGCAUGACGUGUGUUCAUUCAGAUUUAUGAUCCAUGUUCUAGACCAUUCCAAACUUUUAAACACCUCAAAACGUUUUUCUUUGAGUGGCAGUCUUGCAGUAGUGAGGCUUGAAAACAUCACAUAUACUCUGAUCAGUCACUGGACCAUGCAGUAAUGAACACUCGUGUAAGACAAGGCCAAACAGAGUAAUGUUACACCACAUACCAUUAAAUACACACGGUGUCAGAGCCGUAUAUUAAAUGUCAGUCCUGUAUAAAACAGCGAGCUGCGGAAUCCCUGCCUCAUUCCUCAGCUUCUCUGCGUUCUCCGAAACAUUUAUAGGAAAGUUCUAUUGGACUCUCCAAGGCCACAGUGCUGUGUUUGUUGUGCUGUGGCUGUUUGGACCAGGAUAACCAAUGAGUUGAUCCGUGCAUGCAGGCUGACAGUCGAGUUCUAAUUAUUGUUUUAUUUGAGCAGCCAUCGUUGAAUGCAGUGUAGAAAGUGUAGUAAUCAGCAGUGUUUUAGAUUAGUUGUUAAAGUCAGUGAAAGGAAAUCUUUUCUGAGGAGUUGAGGUCACAACCGAUAGCUCUAAGUCACUGUCAAUGAUUUAUUAUUUAAAUGUUGUCAAUUUGAAACCAAAAUCUGAUUGAAACAGAGGAUGAAGUGUUAACCACAUAAAAAAUAGAACAUGAUUAGGUCAGCUGAUCAAGACUGUUCGGUAGGCGACUGUGUGCAGACUGGAAAUACUGUUAUGGCUGCAGUACCACUGCUAGCCAAUAGAAAACAACUAUUAAAAAAAAACCUUACCAUAGAAAUUAAAAGAUUAUUCUGGACCAUCUCCUGUCAUGCAUUAGUGCUCAAUUUCUUCUGAAUGGGAUUUUAAUGUACUAAAAUGACAUCAUGUUCUAUUCAAAAGCUAAACUUGCGAUCACAAGCGUAACGAUAGGUUGGAAAUUGCAUCAAAUUAGCCUCGUUAUUCAUACCAAAAGGACCAAUAAUUUCUGUGGCUUCUCUUUGCAUGAGGAUGACUGUGUCUCUUUCUUAUAAACAGUCUACAAUACCUUGCUUUGUCUUUGUGUACUGUUCCUGGCUGCCUGUUAAAGGACAGGAUGUUUUUUUUGUUUGUUUUUUUACACAAUGCUGUUGAUCCAUGUCACACUGUACGGCUACCACCAGUGGAAAAACUGAAAUGUUUUUUUAGAUCAAAAUAGUAAGGCCAGAUUUUUUUUGACCACUAAUUGUGCUCAAAAUAACAUUACAUUUGCUGUGCAACAUGAACCAGACAGCAUUGUGACUUUGACUCACUGUUUACAUAUAGACUGUUUCAGUACUGUUUCGGUGCUGUUUACAUAUUUCUUUAUGGUGAGCUAAAACUUUGUCUUGCAGGUAACUAGUUCAUGUUGCGGUGCACUUGUAAUGGUAUUUUGAGGCAUUUUAGAGGGAAGUCUGUAACCACAGGUUUGCUUUGUAACAUAAGUGUUUUUCCUCUGCAUCUCUGUUUGCACAUGAUGUACUGUUUAAGUGUAUGUCUGCUCUUUACACACUGUUGCCUGGUGAACCAUCACCAGCACGACCGCCUCCUGCCCCCUCACCCCCCCUCCCCCCUCCUUUUUUUUUCCAAAUGCUCUAUCUCUAAUGUUUCCCUGUCUUUUGCAUUGGGCCCAGUGAAUCUACUCUGAUGUGAUGAGCGCUCACUGGCUGUGGAGUUUUACGCCAAGUUUUUUUUUUUCUGUAUGUGUCUGUGUGUUGAAUGUUGGCUGUUCUUUCAGAAGCCAUAGCCAGGACCCUGGAUUGGUUGUGAGGCUUUAUGAUACUGUUUUCAUCUCCCCCAAACGCUCGCCAUGCUUUACCAAAAAAGGGCUCCCUCCUUUUCCCAGCUGUUUUCCUGUUUGAGUUCUUUGUAUACUGCAGAAAGCAUUCUCCCCUGUGUCACCAAUGCGUUUUAGUAACUUAUCAACAAGUCUUACUUACAGGCAGGAGAAACAAGUCCGAUCAUGUGACCCAAUCAGCACACCGGCACUUUGUCCUACAAGCCACGCUCCGUCUGUGUCAGGAUUAUUUUGGACUUUUCCGUCAGUGUGUCUGUGUUUCAGUCCCAGGUAAUUUGUGCUUGUUGAAAAGUGUUUGUGUCUCCAAAAACAUAAAAGCCAAGGCUCUUUUUGUCUCAUAUCAGUUGAUAGUGAACGAUUGUCUUAAUUCACACAGGCCGUGCUUUUUUUUUUUUUUUCUUUCUUUUUCUGUAUUUUUCCUCCCUUUGACCUGCUGCCAGACCAAACAUCUCACUGGGUAACUACAGGAAUGAACAAAGACGACCAUGUUUGCAUUCACACACACACACACACACACACACUCUUGUAGUAGAGUGUGCAUGUGUAAACAGUUGCACUUAAACACACCACAUACAUUCACACAGUAUCAACAUGUCUAAGGCCAGUCUGUCAUGAGACUUAUUUCCAGAUAUUCUUCUUUUAAAUUGCUGUUCUUAUUAUUGCUAUUGUUGUUCUAUUGGUGAGUUGUUGUAAUUUCUUUUUUUUUUUUUUUUACAUAAAAGGGAGUUAAUAAGUUGUUUUUUUUAUUGCUAGAUUUUUUUUAUUUGUAUUCCUCAUUUCUCUUAUGGGCGUUAUUAUUAUUACUGUUGUUGUUAUUAUUGGCAGAUUUGUUUUGUUUUUCUUUUCUAAUUUCUCCCUCCAAGAUCUUAAGAGAAAUUAUUUUAAAGAUAUCGGUAGAUUGUCAAAGAGCUAUGAGUUAUUGAGGGUUAUAGUCUGUAUAUUCUAUGGGUAUUAUGAAUUAAACGAUUAACAAAGAAUUAUAUACAUAUAAUUAAAUAAAAUUUCCUGAUACUGUUAA
Molecule: messenger RNA, 5168 nt
Organism: Cynoglossus semilaevis (tongue sole)
Lineage: Eukaryota; Metazoa; Chordata; Actinopteri; Pleuronectiformes; Cynoglossidae
Gene: mapk3
Product: mitogen-activated protein kinase 3
Exons: 9
Coding region: 186-1346 (386 amino acids)
Biological process (GO): protein phosphorylation
Molecular function (GO): MAP kinase activity; ATP binding
Source: RefSeq, a predicted model, not a curated record